AUGUCGGCCACCAGCCCGCAGUACAGGAGUGCCGCCCAAACCCCCUCACACUUCCACGACUAUCCCGGCGCCGCCCACGAUGCCCUGGGGGGACUGGCUACCUGGCAACACGACGCCGCCGCUGUCGCCGCCGCCGCCGCCGCAACUGCUGCUGCUGCUGCCCACGACUCGUACCCAGUCGGCCCAUCACCGGCCGCAUUUCUCCACUACCCACAGCCCGGAGUCGACUCCGCUAGCCUACAGGCCCCGUCAGCGUGGGCGACUGGCUAUGUCAGACCACAGGCAGCCCAUGAGUGGCAGCAACACCAGCACCAGCCCGACGAGUCGUGUACGGACCGUUCCUCCGUCUCGUACUGCCAUGGCGAUGGGAGCGCGCCGCUCCCGCACCACCAGCUGCCUGCCGUCUCCCGCCACUACCAGCACCACCACCAUCACCAACACCAGCCUGACCUAACCCCGACUUCUACCCUGCCGCUGGCUGCCCAUGACCAUUUCCAUCCAUUGCGCAUCUCUCCAGAGACCCCCGCCACCACAGCAGACCCACCAUACUCGAAUCAUGCCCAAAAGCCGCCCCCAGUUCCACUGCCAUCGCAUUCGCUCCCCCAGGCCAUCUUGCUGCACACAAGCCAUGAACAGCAACCCCCUUUGCACCAUGCUGCUGCCGCUGCCGCUGCCGCCUGGGCGCACCAUGGCCAGUAUCCGGACCACACCAGUGACCCCAUUGCAGCCAGCCUGCCAGUGACGAGACAUGACAGCACUGCUUCUACUGCCCCAUGGCCUAUGGUUGAGUCAGCCGAACCGCAAAGUGCCUCUGCCGUCUAUGACAGAUCUUCCAACAUAGCGCAGGAAUGGCCUGUCGCAGAAGCACCCGCGGAGCAUCAGCUCUACGCCCAACACCAUGCCCCUGUGGAGCAUAUGGAUCGGACCGCCGCGCAGAUGCUGGCGCGCCAUAGACCACCACCCAAGAAGAAGGCUGCCAAGGUACCUUCAUCCUUUGUCGAGCGCCAGGAGAAACUCAAGGUGUCUAAGCGUAAAGGCCCACUUCAAGAAAGACAGAGGGAGAAGACGCACACCAUGCGCAAGACCAAGCGCAUUUGCGUUCGUUGCAGAUUCUACAAGUCUGGUUGUGACGAGGGCGAUCCGUGUGAGAAAUGCGAAAAAAUCACCGGUCACGCCAGGUCCUUUCGUGAGCCGUGCUACCGAGAACACCUCGAAGAUACGAGCCUCAUCCGUCGCUGCAAUGGCCGUGAGCACCAGGAAGAGGCCGAGUUCCUUGGCUACGACUGGGUAUACAACAGCCAACUGUACGAAAUGGAAAUCAUCUGGAACCUGCCCGGCUACGGUCCCAUACCCAAUGCGCAGCCGUUGCGCAUCGCCUUUCGCCCUUAUAGCCCAAAGCGCGGUCCACUCGACGUUGCCACGUCUGUUUGGUCCAACAGAGAGGGACAAGUGCCUACUGUCGAACAGCCCGCAUACGCCGUGUACGAUACGGCAAACCUUGUCGUGGCUGUGGAACGAUACUUUUCCAGCCUUCAGCCUGCUAUUGAAGAGUGGAUCUUUGCUCGUAUUAGUCGCGACGAAAUCGCCUACAGUACCUAUCAAGAAGUGAUACGCAUGCGCCAAGUCACCGGAAGCAGGGCUCUCGACCUAGCAAUGCGUCUCCAGUGUCUCUCCGUGGUUUCUCAGGGUUACGGCUCCGUCUUCUCCCCCAACAUCCCUGGUAUACGUGAAUACGACUACUCAAGGCUCGGCCAUAGCGACUAUGAAGCAUAUGAUCGAGGGUCAUGCGAUCGUCCACUCCCUGGUGCAAUCACUCACCAGAUGGAUGUUGCUGCCGUCAAAUACCUUCGAAAGCUGGAGAAGCUCUUCGUCAAGGAGCUGGCUGCAUUGAUUUUCAAGCCCAAGAUCAAACCCUGGUACGAACUGUUCUUGACGUUUUAUGUCAUCUUCUGGAAUCUCGAAUACAUUCACCACGGAGCCCAAGACUAUAUCAAGUCGAAAAACGGCACUUUGCUUGAGAACCAGGUCAGCAACGUCGUCACAACGCAGAUCAAAAAGUGGGAAUUCGCCUUUCCUGUGCUUCUAUACCAUUGGCGUUGCAUUCUUCGGGGGUAUUCGCCGUUCAAAUUAGCGCGUGAUAACCCAGACGAACUGCGCGAACGCGGCCACAUUGACGCAGAAGGGUUCCAGUAUGUCACGUCUAUUGCCAACUUGUUCGAUCGAAGCAAUCCUGACCGCUUCCAGCCUCCACUUACUGGUUUUGCAACGGCUCAUUGGUCGACUUCGAGUGAAUGGAUUGUUAAGCUCUUCAAGGAGGCUGGAGCUUGA
Bipolaris oryzae ATCC 44560 is the source of this 2328-nucleotide messenger RNA. RefSeq lists its product as uncharacterized. Gene Ontology annotation, biological process: regulation of DNA-templated transcription. Gene Ontology annotation, molecular function: zinc ion binding; DNA-binding transcription factor activity, RNA polymerase II-specific. The record is from RefSeq and is a predicted model, not a curated record. Bases 1 to 2328 code for a protein of 775 amino acids. The transcript is spliced from 6 exons. Lineage: Eukaryota; Fungi; Ascomycota; Dothideomycetes; Pleosporales; Pleosporaceae.